AUGGGCGCAACCACUGCCAAGAAACUCCGGGAAUGGUCUGAGUGGUGGAACGAAGACUUCAGACACUAUUACUAUGUUAAAAAUAAUGACGGUUAUGAAGCAUCAUUGUGUCGCUUUACUUAUAAGUACAAGGGCAAAUACGAAGUUCAUUUCGACAAGGAGAAUGAGACUCUUCAUAUUGUGCUGCAUGAAGACGAUUACUAUCAUAAGGACGUGAACGCUCAGAAAAGAAUUAGAAAGGAACUUGAAACAGCAAUGGCGAAGGAAAUGCUUGGCUAUUGGGCAAAGGAUGAGGUAAGGCAUCGAGAAAGAGAUGAUCAGUUUGCACAAGCGGUGGAAGAGCACUAUCAAGAGCAGGAGGCUAAAGUACAGAGAUGA
Molecule: messenger RNA, 378 nt
Organism: Fusarium redolens
Lineage: Eukaryota; Fungi; Ascomycota; Sordariomycetes; Hypocreales; Nectriaceae
Exons: 1
Coding region: 1-378 (125 amino acids)
Source: RefSeq, a predicted model, not a curated record